This is a messenger RNA of Grosmannia clavigera kw1407, 2883 nucleotides long. Its product is annotated as protein transport protein. Bases 1 to 2883 code for a protein of 960 amino acids. NCBI's taxonomy places the organism in Eukaryota, Fungi, Ascomycota, Sordariomycetes, Ophiostomatales, Ophiostomataceae. Gene Ontology annotation, biological process: COPII-coated vesicle cargo loading; intracellular protein transport; endoplasmic reticulum to Golgi vesicle-mediated transport. The record is from RefSeq and is a predicted model, not a curated record. Gene Ontology annotation, cellular component: endoplasmic reticulum exit site; COPII vesicle coat. Gene Ontology annotation, molecular function: SNARE binding; zinc ion binding. The transcript has 3 exons.
AUGUCUGCUCCCUACGGCCAGCCAGGCGGUCAGCCGGCGCCCUAUGGCGAUCAGCAGGGCCUCCCGGAUGCGCAGCAGCAGCAACAGGCGGCAUCCUAUGCCUCCCACUCUGACCACAAGAAGAAGAAGAGGGCCUAUGCCGCCGAUGCGUUCAGCGUGGGGAGCGGUGCCAAUGUGCCCGCAGCCGGCCAGCUGCCACCCGGUGGCCAAUAUGGCGCUCCUCUGCAGCCGGUCGACAAUCCUGCAUACGGGGCCUACGGCGCUCAGCCGGUGCAGUCCGUGCAGGCAGCGCAGUAUGGCGUGCCCCAGGCGGCUGUCGGUGCUGCUGCGGGCGCUGCUGGUGGAUACGGGUACCAGCAGCCCUACUAUCCAGGAACGGCUCCUCCUGUGCCUGGGGUCGAUGCACUUACAGCCGGUGUCGCUGGCAUGUCGUUUGGCGGUGCUGGCCAGCCCCAGGUGCAGCAGCCGCAGCAGCAGCCGUCUUCUCAGGCUGCCGCCGGUCGCGCCGGACCGCUCAACCAGUUGUAUCCGACAGAUCUUUUGAGCCAGCCGUUUAACGUGGCUGAGCUGGAAUUCCCCCCUCCACCCAUCAUCCUCCCACCCAACACCAGCGUGACGCCUUCGCCGGAUGCCAACUGCGCGCCGAAAUAUGUCCGGUCGACCAUCAACGCGGUGCCGACGAACCACUCGCUGCUGAAAAAGUCCAAGCUUCCGUUUGCGCUGGUGAUUCAGCCCUAUGCGUCCCUCCACGACCUGGACGACCCGGUGCCGGUGGUACAGGACCAGGUGAUCUCGCGCUGCCGGAGAUGUCGGUCGUACAUCAACCCGUUUGUGACGUUUGUCGACCAUGGUCACCGGUGGCGCUGCAACAUGUGCAACCUCACCAACGACGUUCCCCAGGCGUUUGACUGGGAUGCGGCCGCCCAGAAGAGCGUCGACCGGUGGCAGCGCCAUGAGCUGAAUCACGCCGUCGUCGAGUUCGUCGCCCCUCAGGAAUACAUGGUCCGCCCGCCGCAGCCGCUGGUGUACCUCUUUUUGUUCGACGUCAGCUACUCGGCCGUGUCGACCGGCUUGCUGGCCACGAGCGCGCGCACCAUUCUGGACAGCCUCAACCGGAUACCGAACGCCGACGGCCGCACGCGACUCGGCUUCAUCGCUGUCGACUCCAACCUGCACUACUUUGCCAUUCCGCGCGACAGCAAGCCAGCCCCGACGGGCGAGGAGGCCGAGGCCGAGAACGAGGACGACGAUGGCAGCGCGGGCGAGACGAGCAUGCUCGUGGUUAGCGACCUCGACGAGCCGUUCCUGCCCGUGCCACAGGAACUGCUGGUGCCGUUGACCAGCAGCCGGCAGAGUAUCGAGCUCUUCCUGUCGCGGCUGCCCAACAUGUUUGGCAACAACCAGAAUAACGGCUCGUGCAUGGGCUCGGCCCUGCGUGCCGGGCACAAGUUGAUCUCGCCACUGGGCGGAAAGAUGGUCGUCCUCAGCACGUCACUGCCCAACUUAGGCACCGGCAAGCUGGAGCUGCGUGAGGACAAGAAGAUUCUCGGCACGUCCAAGGAGGGCUCGCUGCUGCAGACGGCCAACAGCUUCUACAAGAGCUUCGCCGUCGAGUGUUCUAAGAACCAGGUCUCGGUUGACAUGUUCCUCUUUUCGUCGCAGUACCAGGACGUGGCGUCUCUGAGCAACCUGCCGCGCUAUACCGGCGGCCAGACCUGGUUCUACCCGGGCUGGAAUGCCGGUCGGUCGGAGGAUGCCAUCAAGUUCGCUACCGAGUUCAGCGACUACCUCUCGUCCGAGAUCGGCCUGGAAGCCGUGCUGCGUGUGCGGGCAACGACCGGCCUUCGCAUGAGCUCGUUCUACGGGAACUUCUUCAACCGCAGCUCCGAUCUGUGCGCCUUCCCUGCUUUUCCACGUGACCAGUGCUAUGUAGUCGAGGUGGCCAUCGACGAAACGCUGCAGAAGAACGUGGUGUGCCUGCAGACGGCGGUGCUGCACACGACCUGCAACGGCGAGCGCCGCAUCCGCGUGCUUACGCUGGCACUGCCUACGACCACCAGCCUAGCCGACAUCUACGCCUCGGCCGACCAGUGCGCCAUUACGGCGUACUUCAGCCACAAGGCGGUCGAACGCGUACUCGAUGGCGGCCUGGACUCGGCGCGGGACAGCCUGCAGAACAAGCUGACAGAGCUGCUGCAAACCUUCCGCAAGGAGCUUGCUGGCGGCAGCAUGGGCGGCGGCCUGCAAUCGCCGUCGAAUCUGCGCGGCCUGCCGGCCCUCUUUCUGGGUUUGAUCAAGAACGUGGGCCUGCGCAAGUCGUCGCAGAUUCCAUCGGACCUGCGCUCGGCCGCGCUGUGCCAGCUCUCGACGCUGCCGGUGCCACUGCUGAUGCAGUUCAUCUACCCGCGGCUGUACUCGCUGCACGACAUGCCCGACAGCGCCGGCGUCCCCGACCCCGAGACCAGCCAGAUUGUGCUGCCACCACCGCUCAACCUGUCGUCAGAACGCUUUGUGUCGUACGGCCUCUACCUGAUCGACGACGGCCAGACGCAGUUCCUCUGGAUUGGGCGCGACGCCAUACCGCAGCUGCUGGUGGACGUCUUUGGCGUGGCCGACCGGACACAGCUGCGGGUUGGCAAGGCAACCUUGCCGGAGCUCGACAAUGACUUUAACGAACGUGUGCGGGCUGUUAUACAGAAGAGCAAGGACUUCAAGUCUCGGGGCGUCGGCAGCAUCACCGUGCCGCAUCUGUACUUUGUCCGCGAGGACGGAGAGCCCAGCCUCAAGCUGUGGGCCCAGACGCUGCUUGUAGAAGACCGCGCAGACCACAGCAUGAGCUUCCAGCAAUGGAUGGGCAAUCUGAGAGAGAAGGUCGUUCAGUGA